AUGGAACCCCGUCCAGCGCUGAUCGCGGACCUCACCGAGACCUUGGACCGCCUGUGCUCCCCGACGAGCUCGUUGCGCACGACGGCCGAAGCGCACCUCCACUCUGAGCUGUUGUGCCCGUCCCACACCGCCCAAACGCUCCUUGCCCUGGUGCACGUUGCCACCUCUCUCCAAGGUACCUCACCACGCCGCGUACAGGCACUCAUCAUCCUCCGUAGGACAGCGCUACAGAGCCCAACCGUGCUCGACCUCGAAGCAGACCGACAGCGCGACGACCACGAUCAUGAUCCGACCCCGACCCAUCCCGCCCUCUUGGGUCCGAGAUGGUCCACCCUCCCUCUCAAGACCAAGGACCACAUCGAGAAUAGGCUCCUUGGCGUCUUGGGCAAGAGCGAUAUGAGACCGGAUGCCGAGCGCAAGGCUCUGUGUGAUACGAUCGCCGAAAUCUAUAAACUCAAUCAGCCAGGUCAGUCGGCAAGUAAGAUCUCCUACACAUCAUCAGUCGGGCAUAAACUCAUCCCAUUUUCACUCGUGCAGGACCCUGGCCCCAGUUCGCCUCGGUACUCUCACAACUCUUCUCCUCCCCCUCCCCUUCAUUACGAGAAUCCUGCUUCCGUCUCUACGCCGAAUGCAUCGACCUACUCGAACAAGAGCCCCCCACCACCGCAAGCCAGGGUCUACUCCGAGGUUUGCAGGAUCCGGCGAUCCAUACUCGGUUGGCGGCGCUGCAGGCGGCGAGCAAGUUGUUGCAAGUACUCGAACCACCGAGCAAGUUGCAGAACUAUGCCGAGCUGAUCAGAGGGAUGCUCGAGGUCAGUCUUGGCCAUGCGCACGCACACGAACCGCUUCUGACCUGAAUGUUCUCGUUCCAGAUCCUACCGGCAUUGACCGCCUCAGCAGCAAGCGACGACCGACCCCUCACGACCGCUUUACUCGAAAUGAUCGAACUCGCCUCGAUCCCUCGUCUCGCCUCGCGCGUAUUCAAACCCCACGUCUCCACUCUAACCCACUUCUGCACCUCCAUCAUCCAAUCCCCCGAAAGCUACGACGAGAAUCUCCGUGCCUCGGCUCUCGAACUCCUCGUUUCCCUCGCCGAAACCGCACCGACUUUGAUUCGAACCGCACGUAAUUUCGCUCCCACGAUCGUGGAGAUUUGUCUCGACUUGAUGAAGGAGCGUGAGGAUGAUCCCGAGUGGCUUGGAAAGGAAGUGAUCAAAGACGUCGAAGAGGAUGAUACGAUCGCGACGAUCGCCGAACAAAGUCUCGAUCGAUUCGCCCAACGCUUGGGUAAGGACGUCUUCGGUGCUGUUCAAGGGAACGUGGGGAAGUUGCUCGGGAAGGACAAGACGUGGCAAGUCAAGAGUGCCGGUUUGAGUGCUAUCGCGGCGAUUGCGGAAGGCUGUAGGGUGCAGAUGGAAGGUCAUUUGGAGCAGAUCAUCAAGUGAGUUUCACCGAGCAGACUUUUCAAGCACUGCACUGCAGAACGACUAAUGAAGAGUGUCAUCCACUAGCGCGAUCAUGGCGUUGGCAGGUGAUGAUCAUCCUCGAGUUCGCUACGCAACCAUUUACGCGCUCGGACAACUGUGCACCGAUCUCGAAGACCAAGUUCAAGCUGAAUUUGGCCAACAGGUAUUGCGUGUAUUUGUCAGCAAUAUGCUCGGUCAAGAACCGCGGUGCGUGCUUUCGUAGAGCGCCCACAACGCGAGAGCGUUCUGCGCUGACGAUCGUACUCCCCGCGAGCAGAUUACAAGCCUUCGCCGCCGCGGCUUGCGUCAACUUUUUCCGAGCUACAGAGGUUGUCGAGCCCCUGAAACCUUUUUUGCCCGACGUCGUGCGUGGUUUAUUGCAUCUGCUUCAAACAGGAUCGACAUUCGUUCAAGGCAACGCGCUGGAGGCGUUGACGGUCGUGGCGGCUUACAUGGAAGAGGAGUUUGCUCCCGUAAGUCAACUGUCAGAGGUGAUAAUCACGACAUGCGCACUAAUCGAGAUUGUGUACUUUACAACCAAGUACUACACGGAAAUGAUGCCCCACCUCCUACGCCUCCUCGAGACCGAAGCGUCCCUCGAGAUCGAGACUUUACGAGCCCGAGCCCUCGACUGCGCAUCCAACAUCGCCGCAGCCGUAGACCCUUCCGUCUUCGAACCCGACGCAUCCCGUCUGAUCAAAGCGAUGCAAAACAUUUCCAAGUCACUCCCCGAAGACGAUCAAGUCACCCGACCUUAUCUCCUUACGGCGUUCUGCCAUCUCGCCGCUACGGUCGGGGCCGAAGCUUUCGCACCUUACAUCAACGAGACCUUUCCCCAACUAUUGAAGCGUGCAGCUCGAGAUGCCCAAGUCACGAUCGGAGAAGUAGGCGAACCUCAUCCAUCCGAAUACAACGAAGAAGGCGAAGACGAUUGGGAAUCCGUUCUCGUCGAUGGCAAAACGGUCUCGAUCCGCACCUCCGCAGUAGACGAUAAACUCGAAGCCGUGCAAAACCUCAUUUCGCUCGUCAGCACAUUAGGCGCGACCUUACCUUUACCCGAACUUCAACAAGUCGUGCAAACGACCUUGCCUUUGCUCAAUUUUGUUUGGCAUAUCGGGAUCAGGGAAGCAGCUGCAGCUUUGAUCGCUGUCACCGUACAGUCAUUGGCUUUACACCCUUUGAACGCGGAGGAAAGGACCUUCAUCUGUUCGAGCUGUUCGGACGCGUUGGCACCUCAUCUGUGCAGCGAUACGGAUGCCGAAUUCCUCGCGACCGCUUUGUCGUCGAUCGCGACGGUGUAUACGAGUUUCCCUCGUGGGACGUUGAGGAUCGAUUCGAGGAACUUGUGCAUUCGCGCUAUGGAGGGGCAAUUCGUCGAUUUGGCUCGAAGGGAACAAGAACGACAGUACGAACGAGGAGGAGAUCACGAGGAAGAUGCGGAAUACCUCGAUGAAGAAGUGCUAGAGAUCGAGGAAGGAGAGAAACAGGUGUAUUACGGGAUCAACGUCGUCGUCAAGGAAUUGAUGAAGCAACAUGACGUUCAGUCUUUGGACGUCAGCACUUCGACGACGAGUACGACGUUCCCUUUGGCGGUUUUCGAACCGGCUUUGAAGGUCAUUGCGACGCCUUCGGGACAGCGGUUGAAUGCGGCGCAAUUUGGGUUGAGGUUGGUAUGCGACAUGUUGGAUCAAUUGGGGGAGAGGGCCGUGGAGACUGUUCAACCGUAUUUGAACGCUCUUGCUGCGCGAUUGCAUGAUGAGAGUAAGUUUUUUUUUUCCUCCUCAUCCACCACCUAAACUUUCACGCUCACUCGAUCUCCUUCGUGCGAUAUCUCAGACCCAACCAUUCGCCGCGUCUCCGCCUACGCCGUCGGCAUCGCCGUUGAACGUGCCCCCUCGUCCCUCCAACCCUGGGCCAUCACCCUCGUCGACUCCUUGUUCGCCGCGAUCGCCGCGAUCGCCGCGAUCGACCCAUCGGACCUCGAACAAGAUCCGGACGUUCUCGCCGCUCGGGACAACGCCGUUAGCGCUUGUGAGUACACGUCGGUGCGCAAGAAUGCUGGUGAACCGUUUGCUGAUUCUGGACCCGCGUUCGUACCACAGUGAGCAAGAUUAUACGCCGUUCCCCACCCGCGACGAUCGAACCCAUCCUUGAACGAUGGGUGCUCACUCUCCCGAUCCUCGUCGACGAAGAUGAGUUCGAGCACGUCUACCCGCUCUUGAUUGACUUGUUACAUACGUAAGUUUCAACCUCCCUCCCCAUCUUUGGCUGUCAUUGUACUGACUCCUUUCCCUUCCCUAUCCGGAUCAGCAACCACCCCUCCACUACCUCCCCCACCGUCGCAACGCACAUCCUCAAAGUCCUCGUCCAAACUCUCCAACAAGAGACCCUACCCCCAACCCUCGAGGAAUCCCUCUGCACCGAAUUGAAGAACUUCGUCGCCAAGCUUCCACAGGGCAGUGAAGCGAGGGUGCAAGCUGAAUCGAUUCCACAGGACGUGAGGGAUAAGUUAGGGGCCUGGUAG
Molecule: messenger RNA, 3990 nt
Organism: Microbotryum saponariae
Lineage: Eukaryota; Fungi; Basidiomycota; Microbotryomycetes; Microbotryales; Microbotryaceae
Source: the annotation of a GenBank genome assembly